ACCAUGGCAUCACCCUAUCUUUAUAUAUAAAUGCAUACAUUAUUCAUAUCUUUAGCUUUACCUAUCAUUUUAAGUCGAAAACCUUAAACCUUCCUUUCUCUUAGUGUCAACUCUCCAUAUACCCAUCAAUGGCUUCCACAAACUCUCUCAGACCAAUCCCUUCUAUAAAACUAGCCAACACCACUUCUCUAUCAUCCUCAUAUUCAAAACCACAAAAAUUGUCAGGUUUCAAUUUCUCUCAUCCACUUUCAGCCCAAAACCUCAAGAUCUCAACAACCCAUCAAGAUUUCUCAAUUAGAAGAUCCUCCAAAAGCUUUGCAACCUCAGCUUUCUUCUUUGAAUUCUUCAAGAAAAAGCUUGAUUCCCCAAGAUCCACAAAAGUUCAAAAACUGUGUGUUUACGAGAUCAACGAGAAAGACCGAGGCAGCCCAGUGUAUCUGCCACUGAGUCAGAAAUCGGUCCACUCACUGGGCGACCUCGUACCAUUCAGCAACAAGCUCUAUACCGGUGACCUACAGAAGCGGUUAGGAAUCACAGCUGGACUGUCUGUUCUGAUCGAGAACGUGCCAGAGAAGAACGGUGACCGGUACGAGGCCAUUUACAGCUUCUACUUAGGGAAUUACGGGCACUUGUCAGUCCAAGGCCCGUACUUGACAUACGAGGACACGUAUCUGACUGUGACUGGUGGCUCGGGGAUCUUCGAAGGGGUGUACGGUGAGGUGAAGCUGCAGCAGAUUGUGUUCCCGUUCAAGCUGUUCUAUACCUUUUAUUUGAAGGGUAUAAAGGAUUUGCCAGCUGAGCUAACCGGUAAGCCGGUUGUGCCAUCAAAGUCUGUUGAGCCAUCACCGGCGGCUAAGGCUACCGAGCCGCAAGCCACUAUUCCCAACUUCACUAACUAAUAAUGUUACAAAAUGGCAUUGCUAGGAUCAUAGAAAUUACUGAUAUGAGAUGCGAAUAUUUUGUUUUAAAUCCCUGAUUUUGGUGCUUGAAUUUUUCAGUGUUCGUGUAUUUUUUAUGUCAUGAUCCAUUCGUAGUAGGAUACUGUUAUACAUGAAUAAAUUUUUAAUAAUUUGUUUGUUA
This is a messenger RNA of Camellia sinensis, 1080 nucleotides long. Its product is annotated as allene oxide cyclase, chloroplastic. Gene Ontology annotation, molecular function: allene-oxide cyclase activity. Gene Ontology annotation, biological process: jasmonic acid biosynthetic process. Lineage: Eukaryota; Viridiplantae; Streptophyta; Magnoliopsida; Ericales; Theaceae. The record is from RefSeq and is a predicted model, not a curated record.